AUGCAGAUCUCCCUAGUCACCAUUCUCGGUCUCUUAAGCGCCUCUAGCUGGGCCCUCGCCGCUCCGGAGGACUCAUCUGCUGACACGGCUGCUGACACUCUGCUUGAUCUCAACAGCCAGGCGAUUUCUGCGCUCCAGGAGAACGAGGACAGCUCAGCUACGGACUCUGCCAAGAGAGGAACUAGCUGCUCGCUCUUCAACGCCUCCGUGCGCCGGGAUUGGCGAUACCUUUCGUCCAAGGAGAGGACGAACUACAUCGAUGCCGUUCUUUGCUUGAUGAAGAAGCCUUCCAAGGCUGAUCCAGCAUUCGCUCCUGGUGCCCGCACUCGAUAUGAUGACUUUGUUGCCGUUCAUAUCAACCAGACCCUGAGCAUUCACGGAACCGGUAACUUCUUAACCUGGCACCGAUACUUCACCUGGGCCUAUGAAACCGCUCUCAAGGAGGAGUGCGGUUACAAGGGCACUCAACCUUACUGGAACUGGUUCGAUGGUUCCGACUUUGCCUCCUCGCCGCUUUUUGACGGCAGCGCAACCAGCAUGAGCGGAGAUGGUUCCUACGUGGAGCACGACGGCGCUCUGUCUGGCACCAACAACAUUUACAUUCCUUCCGGAAAUGGCGGAGGCUGUCUCAAGAGCGGACCUUUCAAGGAUAUGGUCACCAACCUUGGUCCCGUGUCCCCGGGCAUGAACGGUAUGACUGCUAGCCCAACUGGUGCCCUGGGUUAUAACCCUCGAUGCCUCCGUCGUGACUUGAGCAAGUACCCCGUCGACACGUGGUUCACGGCCCGCAACCUCUUCAAUAUCACCCUCGGUGCCGCCUCGGGCUCCAUCGCUGCCUUCCAGAGCGAGCUCCAAGGUCGCUUCGGUGAUCAGUUCCUUGGCAUGCACGCCGCUGGUCACUUCACCAUGGGCGGUGACUCAUCCGACCUCUUCUCUUCUCCCAACGACCCCAUCUUCUUCCUGCACCACGCUAUGGUUGACCGCCUGUACUGGCUGUGGCAGGCGCUCCAUCCUCGCAUUGCUAAGGAUAUUGCUGGCACCAUCACCAUUCUCAACUUGCCUCCUAGUCGCGAUGCUGUGAAGUCUGACAUCUUGAACAUGGGCGUCAACGCACCUGAUCUUACCAUUUCGGAUGCUCUCAACACUCUGGGCAACGCUCCUUUCUGCUACAUCUAUCUGUAG
Clonostachys rhizophaga is the source of this 1182-nucleotide messenger RNA. NCBI's taxonomy places the organism in Eukaryota, Fungi, Ascomycota, Sordariomycetes, Hypocreales, Bionectriaceae. The record is from the annotation of a GenBank genome assembly.